This is a messenger RNA of Oncorhynchus keta (chum salmon), 3339 nucleotides long. Its product is annotated as transmembrane protein 68-like. The coding region runs from base 821 to 1813 and encodes 330 amino acids. Gene Ontology annotation, cellular component: membrane. The transcript is spliced from 8 exons. NCBI's taxonomy places the organism in Eukaryota, Metazoa, Chordata, Actinopteri, Salmoniformes, Salmonidae. Gene Ontology annotation, molecular function: acyltransferase activity. The record is from RefSeq and is a predicted model, not a curated record.
UGGAUGUUCUUAGCUUUUGCUCGUGUCAAGGCUAGUUGUGGUAAUUUAUUAUAGCUAGUCUCAGGAAGUAGCAAGCUAUCUUGCUAAUAUUUUAACUUUGUAAAUUAGCAAAUCAGCUAGCUAAUCUAGGGAAAUUCUGAUACGAUAUAAUAAACAUAUAUAUUUUAUUAUUAGGCUGUCUAUGUAUAAAGUUAAUUUCAAGUUGGAGCUACUUAGUUAUCCAGCACUCAGGUGUCAGACAGCAGUUAGGCUGUAACUAGCUCAGUCAACUGUCACAUUGUGUUAAAUAUGGAGGAUACAUUAAAAUAGUUCACUCAUUCCAUUUACAAUUGCGAUCAAGUGUCAGUUUCGGUCUGCUUAACCAGCCGGGUGGCUCUGAUGUAUAGCAGCUGGGUCUGGUGGUCUGCUGAUGGUGCUUUCAAGACAAAUGGGAACUCGGAAAAAUACGAGGUCAAAUCCUGACAUCAGUGAUCUUCAGGUCGGAAAGUCGGAGCUCUAGAAAGAGGCCCGAGUUUCCGAGUUGGAACGGUCAUCCAACUCGGUAUCCAAACUCUUUUCCGGAGCUCAACCCCCCCUGAUGAGCUCAUAGAAGGGUUGGCUGACAACGUUACGAAAAUGAUCCACCCGCAUCCACCGUGCGUUAUGAUUCUGAGUGGUCAGAUAGCUAGUAACAAUGAAAUGAAGCUGGCAUGUGGGGAAUCGUGUUUCAUGUGAGCCUGGUAUGAUCUGUCCUCAGUACUAUUUACACUGGAAGAAAAAAGGCCUGCCCAUUGGCAGAUGGUAUCCUUAUUCGACUUGGAGAGGCUAACUGUGUGGCAGUAUGUCAGAUGGGAACGAGUCCUGCAUGUUCAGAGAUGGAGCCGAGUUUGUGGCCUGCAUCUUUCACACAUUCGAGGAAUGGUCAGGACUAGGACCCCUGGAAGACUAUCUGAGCUAUCUGGAGUACCUGGCCUGGGUUUUCACCCCUCUGGUUGUUGUUUUCAUCCUGCCCUUCCUCAUUGUGAUCCUCCUCUACCUCUCCAUACUCUUCCUCCAUGUGUACAAACACAAGAACCAGCUCAGGGAGGCCUACUCCAACAACCUGUGGGAUGGUGCUAGGAAAACUCUGGCAACGUUGUGGGAUGGCCAUGGGUUCAUAUGGCACGGAUAUGAAAUCCAUGGUAUGGAGAAGAUUCCAGAUGAAGGAGCAGCUCUUAUCGUCUAUUAUCAUGGGGCUAUUCCCAUCGACUAUUAUUACUUUCUGGCAAAUGUCAUCAUUCAGAAGGGACGGAUAGUUCACUCAGUCGCUGAUCACUUUCUGUUCAAAGUUCCAGGGUUCAAGCUGCUGUUGGAGGUGUUUAGUGUGAUCCACGGGCCCCAGCAAGAGUGUGUGAAGGCACUGAAAAGUGGCCACCUCCUGGGCAUCUCACCUGGAGGCGUGAGGGAGGCGCUCCUCAGUGACGAGACCUAUCAACUGCUCUGGGGGAAGAGAAAGGGCUUCGCACAAGUGGCUAUCGAUUCCAAAGUGCCAAUAAUUCCCAUGUUUACUCAAAACGUCAGGGAAGGAUUCCGAUCUCUCGGCGGGUUAAGCUUUUUCAGAUGGUCGUAUGAAAAAUUCCGCGUACCGAUGGCCCCCGUCUAUGGGGGUUUUCCUGUGAAGUUUCGUACAUACUUAGGUGACCCCAUCCCAUAUGACCCUAACAUUAGUGCAGCAGAGUUAGCUGAAAAGACCAAUCAAGCAGUUCAAGCACUCAUUGACAGACACCAAAUUAUUCCUGGGAAUGUCCUUCGAGCACUACUAGAGCGAUUCCACAGCAGGCAUAAAGAAAAAUAGCCAUAAGGAAUAUCAUUUUGUUUUUGUUAUAUGAAGCAGUUACAUAUUUUUAAGACACUGUUACAUAUUGAAAGUAUUAUCAUGUGAUCAGUUGAAUGGUUAACUACAGAUUUGGAUCUUAAUUUGAGCCAGUCUCCUAUAGCAGGAAAAUAAUCCUGUAGAUUUAUAAUUAAUGGACAUUUUUGUAGCAGUUGAUACAUUUUUCAUAAGGAAAAUCAAGUUUGAAAUUUCAAAGUGGAAAUUACAAACUUCAGAAGCCUUUUUAACCUCAAAUACACUACAAACUUCUCCUACAAUAGGCUGAUCAAAUUAAGGUCCUGCACCUUCCAUACAUUAUUAUUGCAGGUGUACCUUCAGGAGCUCUUUGCACUCAAAUUUUGUCACAAAACAAUAUGUACCGAAGGUAAAUUGUUAUGGUAUAAUACACCGUAAUUGGUUAAUGUCAAAUGUGUGCAUAUUGAAAUUGUAUAGUGUUUUCUGUGCAAGUAUGUAGAUACUUUGAUUCCACAAUUGAUUUGCACACAUUGUUCUAAGUUCCACCACUGCCAACAAUUUCUAUUUAAGAGGCCUUUAUUUUGAUUAAUAACUGCAAAUAUUGAAACGAUAUAGCAAUUGCUAUAUAAGAAGCAAUAUAGGUAUGAAGACCGGGCAGCUUUAUUUCCUUUCACCUGGGUAAAAUGUUUGAAAUUUUAUUUAAAUAAUUUUGUCAUUUCCCCCAAAAAAUGUAUUGUGGAAUUAUGUAAGUAUGUACUGUAGUUGUAGCUUAUGCACCUUUUUAAAAUCUAUUGAGGUCCAUUAUGAAACAGGACAGAAAUUAUUUGUAAUGUUAAAAUAAAUAUAUUUUAUUAUGAGUUUUGUGUGUUUACAAGUCAUUUCUGUUAUUACAAAUAUUUUGUAUAAAAAAUUUUUAGCAACAUAUCCAAGAUAUUUGAAGUGGUUUUGAAAAUUUUAUAAAAUAUUUGUUUUUCUUCCAUAAACAUUGGUACAUUUUCUGCACUAGUGUUUUUCAGUGUUUUAAUGAUUCAAUAUGAAUUUAAUCAAGUAAUUAUUUAUGGCCUGUGAAUCAAAUUGAACUAAUGUGCAAAAGUUCACUAAUGUGUAGCUUAUUCUAAAACACGUUUAGUGUAUUUCUCUGUACUAAAAUGUUUUUGUGCUAACUCUGAAGUAUUCUGCUUGCAGGAUGAGCAGAGUUUUGAAUGUUGUUUGAGAUUGCUCAGUUUGUUCACAAUUCCUGGAGGAGAUGGAGAAAUGUACUUUGUAGUGUGGCUAGAUGGUAGCUGUAAUUUCCGUGGUUAUUGUGUAUACUUUGUUAAAUGUUAUUUUGGUUUUCAGUACAAGGAAAAUGGUAGUGUGUUUAGUAGCGUAUUGUAAGACCAUGUGUGCUGGGAACCGGUCAGUGUAUGACACUUAAAUAAAUCACAUCAAUAUUUCUUUUUUUACCUAACUUGUCUUGACUUAAACUGCUGCCCAAUGAAGGCAAUCCAAUAGUGAGAAUUAAAGAAUAUUUUUGAUAAAGAAUGAUUGGA